AUGUGGCAGGGCAGUUUGGAGCAGAGGUACAGAGAACUGUGCGAAGCUCAACUUCUGGUGCAGCAGCAGAAGCUGCAAAUACAGCAGCAGCAGCAGCAGCAGCAGCAACAGCAACAGCAGCAAAGCAUGCUUCAGAGGCAGCUGGACGACAAACAGGACGCCAAUGAGAAACUCCUCAGCGACCUUCAACAGCGCGACCUGCAACUGCAACAGGCGGAGCUCCUACUGCAACAGCAGCAACAAGACACAGCGCGCGCGCAGGCAGAACUUGAGCAGCAGCAAAGCACAGCAGAGAGGCGACAGCAACUGCUGCAGCAAGAAGUUGAUCGGCUGCAGCAGCAGCAGCAACUGCUGCAAAAGCAACUUUUGGAAGAGAAAGAUAAGCUCAUGCAGCAGCAGGAUGGAACGCUCCAACAGCAACAACAGCAGCAGCAGCAGUUGCAGCAGCAGCAACACAGAAUUCUUGAGCUGCAGCAAGAGCUCCAGCAAGAAACACAGCGCCACCAUCAGAGCGAAAAAGAAGCUCUCGAAGAAAGACAGAGCAUAGCUGCCGACCUGAAGCGCACUCAGCAAAAGGUAGAGGAACUGAAGCAAAGGCUACAAGAGCGGCGAGAGACGGAGGAACUGCAACAACAACAGCAACAACAGCUGGAGCAGCAAGUGGCUGAGUUGCAACAAGAAGCUGCAGCAGCAGCCACAGCUGCCGAAGAGCUACGGGCUAAGCAUAGGCAAUUAGCAGCAAGGGCUGCUGCAGCAGACGCGGAGCAGCAAAGACAGCGCACAAUUCUCAAUUCUCGCCAGAGAGCGCUAGAACAACUGCAGCAGAAGCUCACAGAGGAACAGCAGAGCCACACGACGACAAAAGAGAACCUUAAAUCAGUCGCAGCAGUGGCAGAGGCUACGGCAGCCGAGCAGCAGCUACAACUGCAGCAGCACAAGCAACAAAUAGAGGAGCAAGAACAACAACUCAAAUCAGCACAAGCAGAGGCGUUGAAAAAUGAGGCCAAUAUAAGAGCUCUCAAAGAAGUGCAGGAGCAACUUAAGGACGAGCUUAGGCGCACCCAGGCUGAGUGCCAGCGGGCCCAGGCAGAGGGGCGUAUGGCAGCAGCAAAAUUGCAGCGGCAGCAGCGGGAGUGGCAGCGGCAGCGAGAUGAACUGCAUCUGCGUUUGAAGAAUGGCAUAGAACAGUUACAAGUCAUUCUAGCGUCGACAAGCCAUGAGGACGCAGAGCUCCACGCCAUAUAA
Messenger RNA from Eimeria necatrix, 1245 nucleotides. RefSeq names its product myosin heavy chain, putative. Bases 1 to 1245 code for a protein of 414 amino acids. The transcript has 5 exons. NCBI's taxonomy places the organism in Eukaryota, Apicomplexa, Conoidasida, Eucoccidiorida, Eimeriidae. The record is from RefSeq and is a predicted model, not a curated record.